GAGACGUGGCAUAACAAGUUGGAGGAAGUUAACAGUGAACACAACUCGAAAUACGAUUCAAGUGAUUUACAUUUCUACCAGUAUAUGUUAGAAGAGGGCAGUUGUCCAUUUCCGAAGUACAGGUCAGGCCAUGGGUCUGUGCAAAUGUCCUAAGAGAAAGGUGACCAAUCUGUUCUGCUUCGAACACCGGGUCAAUGUGUGCGAACACUGCCUCGUCUCCAACCAUAGCAAGUGCAUAGUGCAGUCGUACCUACAGUGGCUCCAGGAUAGUGACUACAACCCAAACUGUCGCUUGUGCUCCACGCCACUGGCUUCCCAGGAUACGGUUAGGCUGGUGUGUUAUGAUUUAUUCCACUGGUCUUGUUUGAAUGAGCUGGCAACCCGGCUGCCCUUGCACACCGCACCUGCUGGAUACCAGUGCCCCUCUUGCCAGGGGCCUGUGUUCCCACCCUCCAACCUGGCAAGCCCUGUUGCCGAUGUGCUUAGGGAACAACUGUCCUCGGUGAACUGGGCCAGAGCUGGCCUGGGAUUGCCAUUGAUUGAAGAAACAGGCAAUUCACAAGAAAACACAUCAUUUGAUGUCACUGACUACAACAAUUGGUCAUCCUUUGAUGCAUCUGCGGCGCAGACAGCCAGCACUUCAUCCAACCAGUCCUUCAUCUCGCAUCCAGAAUCAUCUCCAGCUCCUGCUCAGACACAAUUUGCCACCUCUGCUAACAACGGGAGCCUGGUUUCUCAGGGCCAUGCCGUCAUUAGUAUGAGUGGAGCUCCAGCAAAUGAUUCCAUCACGAUUCACACAGCCUCUUCACCACGAAAGGUCUAUGACACUCGAGACUCUGCACAAUCAUCUGUGACACAGAUUGACUUUGAUGAUGACAAGUAUCGCCGCCGACCAGCGCUGAGCUGGUUUGCACAGAUCUUGAAGAAUCGGUCUGGUUCCAAGAGAACAUCCUUAAGCCUGAAGCAGCGAUUCCUGCUUAUCCUGUUGCUUGGCACAUUGGGGUUCUUCACCCUCAUCAGCAUCAUGUCAAAGCUAGGAAGAGCUUCAGCUGAUGCUGACCCCAACCUGGAUCCCCGGCUGAAUCCACACAUUCAUGUGGGAAAGAACUAAAUGGUUCCAGUCUAUGGAAUAUUGGUAGAAAGAAAACCAGGCUGUUUGUUAUAAAAGAAAAACUUUUGAUCUGGAGGUUACAUCUAGACAGCGGGACCAAGGGACUCCUACUGCUACUAUAUUUAUUCUCUGGAGGUGUAAUGUAGUUCAGAAGCCUUUUCACUUUGCCCUUGGGUAAAAAGUACCACCCCAGUUUGCUGAGUGUGGAAGCCGCCUGAUGAGGUGUGGGGGUUUUUUUUUUUUUUUUUUUUUUU
Messenger RNA from Scleropages formosus (Asian bonytongue), 1365 nucleotides. RefSeq names its product zinc finger protein-like 1 (gene zfpl1). The transcript has 8 exons. Gene Ontology annotation, cellular component: Golgi apparatus. The record is from RefSeq and is a predicted model, not a curated record. Bases 131 to 1111 code for a protein of 326 amino acids. NCBI's taxonomy places the organism in Eukaryota, Metazoa, Chordata, Actinopteri, Osteoglossiformes, Osteoglossidae.